GCUUAGGGGGCUUUGUCGAUCGCAAAGAGGAAGCGCGACACGAAGGCGGCGGGAGGGCGUCAGGACGCGGCAGAGCGAAAGGCAGAAUGGCAGCCGUGUCGCAGAAAGGCAAACUGUGGCCGUUGGAAGCGUUUCACUGGCCUAUGAGCGCGCACGAAUGUUAAACCUUGAGGCUUGAAGUUGCCAAACCGUUGUCGCGGGUUCGACACCGUUGCCGACGCCUUUGUCAGGCCUCGUGUUGCACGCGAACAACCCCAAAGCUUCGAGAAAAGGGCGGGCGUUGGACUGCAUUUUAUGGCGCUUGAGGCACUUGAGGCCCCGCCAUUCUCGCCGACAAGGCGCGUACGCGGCAGCAGCGUGCGUGUACGAGUCGCCGCCUUUGGAAUUACAGUGAUAAGCCAUCAACACGGCUCAUGCGCAGUGGCUACCUACCGGUACCGGUACCGUGCGGCGGCGAGAAGCCGUAGAAGGGACGGCCAAAGAGCUAUACCGGUAAAAGGCGAGACGUAUCGAAGGUAUAUACACUAGCACGAUAUGGUGAAGACGCCUCUGAGCGUCAACCUUCAAGCAAGCGCGAUAUCUUCUCGACCUGUCGUCUCCGGUGCAAGCGUCGAUCACAAGUGUCGGACCAUCACUCUCCCAUAGCCUUGCCAGGCCGAUGCCACGUCACUGACCCGCUCCUGCACCAGCGACUUCAUGCACUGAGCACGCGUCGUUAGAGAGUCUGCAUUGAUGUAGCAGCAGCGCAUGGGGUCGGUGGUCGCGCGCUGGCGGGUACGUGGCAGGCGUGCGGCAUCGAGGCAUGGCGAUAUGUGAUUGGCUGAAAAGCUGUGCCGGCGCCCAAUGAAUGCGUGGGUCGUGUGGCUGACCUCAGAACUGGCCGUCGGGAUGCUCGCCCACACUGGCCGAUUCCUCCGCCGCCUCCGCCCGACGACGACCAUGCUCCCGACGACGACGGCCGCUAGCCUGAGCACGCAGCGCGAGGCGCCGCCACCGACGAGCUGGACGGCGAAGGGCAAGGCCUUCCUCAAGGAGUAUGGCACGGUCGGGCUCGUGACGCACACGACGCUCUCGCUCCUCUCGUACUCGCUGCUGUACGUGAGCGUCACGAAGGGCCUCGACGUCGGCGCCUUCCUCGACAGCUGGCGCAACAGCGUCGCCGCGGCGAACGCGACCACGUCGUCCGAUGGCGUGCACACGGCCAGCAACGCGGUCGUGACCUACGCACUCUACAAGAUGCUCGCGCCGAUCCGGUGGCCGCUCACGUUCUUCGUCACGCCGGUCGUCGUCAAGCAGUGGAAGAAGUUUGGCAGCGCGGCCAAGAAGACCGACGAGCGUCCCAAGAGCGACCUCUAGACGUGACGUAUUUCUCAUCAUUGACGAUAGACCACAGCCCAACCAAUCGAAGCGAGUACUUUUUUCUCAAUACACUUUGUCAGUACGUUCUUAGGUACUAGGCUUUGUUAUAAAGCAAUUAGAUUGGUUUGUGUUGACCCUGG
Saprolegnia diclina VS20 is the source of this 1499-nucleotide messenger RNA. RefSeq lists its product as hypothetical. The transcript has a single exon. Gene Ontology annotation, cellular component: mitochondrion. The record is from RefSeq and is a predicted model, not a curated record. The coding region runs from base 844 to 1356 and encodes 170 amino acids. Lineage: Eukaryota; Oomycota; Saprolegniomycetes; Saprolegniales; Saprolegniaceae.